This is a messenger RNA of Aureobasidium pullulans EXF-150, 975 nucleotides long. RefSeq lists its product as uncharacterized. The record is from RefSeq and is a predicted model, not a curated record. NCBI's taxonomy places the organism in Eukaryota, Fungi, Ascomycota, Dothideomycetes, Dothideales, Saccotheciaceae. The transcript is spliced from 3 exons. The annotation marks the transcript as partial.
GAGGCAGAACACUUCCGUCUAUCGUUCGAUGUUUUGAAUGUCCUAGAGAAGUAUGGCACCCAUAUCGGAUUGUCAGAUACCACUACACCCACAGGCCAUGCCUCAUGGAGCGGAAAACUCCGGUUCUUGCCCCAUGUCUAUCAUCACAUCUCGAGAUCUUCACCGGUCCAGCUCACGAUGCCAGCUUUCCCAUGCAAGAGUCUGAACCGCGAGAACAAAGUCCUAGGCCAUCUCCCAGACCUUGGAGAAGAACUUGCUCUUCGCCGUUUAAAUGCAAUGGCCAAGGAUGUCAAGAAGAUCUAUGAGUUCGGGGCCAUGGUUAACAUCGCCUCUGACGGAGUUCUAUUCAACGAUGUCCUUGGUAUCAGCGAUCAAGAUUGUUGGGACUAUGGAGUCGAGCUUCAAGCUAUCAUCAAAGAGAAAGAACUAGAACACAUCAGGUUCAGGCCUUGCAUGAGUGUGCUUGGCUUCAUCUGCGACGAUGGCUUAACGGAGAAAGCAUUCCUCGACACGGCACAUCUGUGCCGUGAGGAGCUCGAAACACGUUUCGCUCCAACAGAGCAACACCUUACAGAGCUAAUCAAGAGCGACAAGGAUACAAUGCUGACCUACUGCGGCAUGGUCAAGUUUUUACAAUCCGAGAUGGAGACGAGUGUGUCGCUCAAAGGGCUAGGAAGCAGUGCCAGAAUUAGACUAUACAAGAAGACGGCAAAGAAGAUGAUGAGACGAUCCGAAGCGUUCACAGGCGCCAUUCGGGCCCUGUUUCCUCACCACGUCCGCCUAUCGAUGCAUCCAUCCUCAGGUGCUUCCAAGCUUUCCAUAGCAUUGAUCCCGGGGGCAGAUGGCGGAUUCCAGAAGUCGCCUUGGCACAGUUGCAUUGCCGUGAAAUCAAACGGUCAACCAGCUUGUGUCCACUCUGAGGAAGUCAGGGACACUCAUGACCUCAUUCUGAAAGAUGGACGUCCGUACUUUUUU